Mycotypha africana is the source of this 916-nucleotide messenger RNA. RefSeq lists its product as uncharacterized. NCBI's taxonomy places the organism in Eukaryota, Fungi, Mucoromycota, Mucoromycetes, Mucorales, Mycotyphaceae. The coding region runs from base 49 to 855 and encodes 268 amino acids. The record is from RefSeq and is a predicted model, not a curated record. The transcript is spliced from 2 exons.
UUCGCCUUUUUAGUUAUUUAAGCCUUUUGCGUUCAACUAAACACUUCAAUGCCAUCAGAUUAUAUGAGCAACAACAAUACAUAUUCUAAAAUAAUAUUAUCAGACAAUGAUAGCGCUGACGGUAAUGAUUUACGGCUUCCUCCACCUCGCUUUGACAGCUUUAAACGGCCUUUAACUCCAAAACAUACAUAUUACGACGCGCGUAUACUUGAAUACUGUGAUGAAAAAGCUUUUAACGAUAAUAAGAAUAGUAAAAUGAACAAUCCAUAUCUUCAGUAUUUUAAACGGCCCAGUCAACUCCUUAACCAACAUGAACCAUUCAUAAGCGAAAAAUAUCUUUACAAUGAUGAAGAUGUUGAUAGUGAGUUCAGCAAACAAAACAACAGAUUAUGUCCAUGCAGCAUCGUCUCCUAUAUAUCCCUUAUCACCGGUAUUGUACUUAUUCUACUCUCUCUCAUCUUCGAAUUUCAAUCACGCUAUCAUAUUGCAAAAGCCAACGAUUUUGAUCAUUGUCCUACUGCACCAUGUAUUGAAGGUUGCUAUAAACAUUUACCCUUUUACUACCCUCCCUCAACUACAACACUACCGCCCCCUCCAAUCAGUAACAAUAAUACUAUUGAACUGGUAUCCUCCUCAAUUGAUAGCCAUAAUUUAUGCACGGUCGAAGUCAAACAAUAUUGCGACGGAAUUUGUGGAGAUCUGGGAAUUAACGCUGCUAAAAUUUAUGGAAUUUUAUUCAUGGUGUUCAUAACUGUGGGCGGAUUCUUUGUUAUCCUUCAAAUAUCAUUGAGUUUUGUUAGAUAUUAUUGUCUAGGGUAUCGUCAAGUGACAGCAACAGAAGAGACAAAGCUGUAAUAAUAAAAAACCCCGUGCCCUUCUCGUAUCUUUCAAUGCUUUAGAAUAGCACCAUUAUGAG